Molecule: messenger RNA, 589 nt
Organism: Arabidopsis thaliana (thale cress)
Lineage: Eukaryota; Viridiplantae; Streptophyta; Magnoliopsida; Brassicales; Brassicaceae
Exons: 3
Coding region: 56-397 (113 amino acids)
Source: RefSeq, marked reviewed
UCAGGCACUUGUAUAUAUGAACACCUAGGAAAAGGAGGCGGCACGGAGAGCAAUAAUGGGUAGAAUUUAUGCCCAUCACGCAUACAGAGCCUCUUUUUGCUCUCAAAUUCAUAUCUGCGUUUCCAGACUUCAAGUGCGAAGUUAUACUACAAAUCCGCGUUUCGCCCGCCGCUAUGAUUUUGAGGAAAAGUUGUCGCCUGAUGUUACUGAGUCACAGGAAAAGUUGUUGUCACCUGAUGUUAGUGACUCUUCGACAAGCGUAGCUAAGCAGUUUCAAUCAAGUUCAAAGAUGCGAUUCCUCCACAAGCACAAAGCUUUUAAAAUGAAGAAGAAGAAGAAGAUGCUCGUGAAGCCACCAUCACCUAAAAAAAACUUGCAAUGCUUUAUUAAGACUUGAAACCUUUUAUUUUAUUUUUUUAUGUAAUGAGAUUUUCCCUUGAGAAAUCUUUGUCUCCCCUUGUUCUUCAAGAUAUGUAACUUAAACCUGCUAUGCUUAGCUUAAGUAUGACUUAACAAUCCUUUUAUUUCUUAUCUUUGUCUCACUCUAUUAUUGCUAAGACAUUUCUCAAAGAGCAUUCUCCAACUUGAU